GACCAUGAGGCGGAACAGCUACUUCUGAAAAAUGGAUUCUUUGCGCAAUCUUCACUUGAUGACACGGAUUUUGGCCACACUUCUCCGAGCUCAACAUUCUGCACUUGACAUCUUCAAGUUCAAAGCUUCGCGAAUUUGCCGUCAGAAGGAUGCUUCCGGAAGAGUUGAUAUACUAGGAAACGUCGUGGCCCGUCCUAGAAACGUUGUAUAUUCAAAGUAUGCGCUCGGCUUGUCCCUUGCAUCGAAGUUGUCAACUGGCACACCAGAAGACGACUUUAUGCGUCCACUUCCGUACUUGAUAUCCCCUGGUCUGGAAGCGAUUUAUGCCCCUGCAGAGUUUGGGAAAGCCUCUAGCUACUAGUACGGGGUCAACCUGUUCAU
Somion occarium is the source of this 381-nucleotide messenger RNA. NCBI's taxonomy places the organism in Eukaryota, Fungi, Basidiomycota, Agaricomycetes, Polyporales, Cerrenaceae. The record is from the annotation of a GenBank genome assembly.